UUUAGCGUGGAGGGGAAGCGCGUAGAGCGGAGGGGGCGGUGCGGGAACAGUGGCUCCAUAAUAACCGUAACAAUAUCGAUAAUCCGCUUGUGCUCGCUUUAACGCCGCCAGCGACGAGAGGCGAGGAGUUUUGUUUUUAACGCACGUGAGGACCUGAAGCCAUGCAGCGAGCGUUAACGGCUAAGCGCGCGCUGCCUGUGAGGAUGUAGACCGCGCGCUUCGCUUCUCGCCCGUUGGGUUUGAUUUCUGCGCUUUUUGUGCAUUUCUCGCCUUUGUUUGGGGGUCGUGCCGUUUCAUGCCAGAGCGGCCGGUAGAGCGAGAGAAAGAGAGAGAGAGCCGCGGGUCGCUGGAGGUUCGGCUUUUUGUUGUGUUUUUGAUGCCAUCGUAGCGCUGGAAUCGAGCUGAGCUGAAGAAGAUGUGGGUGAACCCCGAGGAGGUGCUCCUGGCCAGCGCGCUGUGGAUGACCGAGAGGGCCAAUCCGUACUUCAUCCUACAGAAGCGGAAAGGACACGGAGACGGCGGAGGAGGGCUGGCCGGUUUGCUAGUGGGAACUCUGGACGUAGUGCUGGACUCCAGUGCCCGUGUGGCCCCGUACAGGAUCCUUUACCAGACGCCCGACUCUCUGGUCUACUGGACCAUUGCUCACGGGAGCUCUAGAAGAGAGAUCACUGAACACUGGGAAUGGCUGGAGCACAACCUGCUGCAGACUCUGUCCAUCUUUGAGAAUGAGAACGACAUCACUACUUUCGUCAAGGGCAAGAUUCAGGGUAUCAUUGCUGAAUACAACAAAAAUCAUGAUAUCAAAGAGGAUGAUGACACUGAUAAGUUCAAGGAGGCCAUAGCGAAGUUCCGGAAACUCUUUGGAAUGCCGGAGGAGGAGAAGCUGGUGAACUACUACUCUUGCAGUUACUGGAAGGGUAAAGUGCCCAGGCAGGGCUGGCUCUACCUCAGUAUUAACCACCUCUGCUUCUACUCCUACCUGCUGGGGAAGGAGGCCAAGCUGGUGGUCCGCUGGGCAGACAUCACACAGCUGGAGAAGAAUGCGACCCUCCUGCUGCCGGACAUGGUGCGAGUCAGCACCCGCUGCAGCGAGCACGUCUUCUCCGUCUUUCUCAAUGUCAACGAGACCUUUAAGCUCAUGGAGCAGCUGGCCAACAUCGCCAUGAGGCAGCUUCUGGACAACAAGGGCUUUGAGCAGGACCGCUCUCUGCCCAAACUCAAGAAAAAGUCACCCAAGAAAGUGUCAGCCCUCAAGAGGGAUCUUGACGCCAGGGCUAAAAGCGAGCGCUACCGAGCGCUGUUCCGCCUGCCUAAAGACGAGAAGCUGGACGGCCACACGGACUGCACGCUGUGGACCCCCUUUAACAAGAUGCACAUCCUGGGCCAAAUGUUUGUCUCCACAAACUACAUCUGCUUCACCAGUAAAGAGGAAACCACCUGCAGCCUCAUCAUCCCCCUCAGAGAGGUGACCAUUGUGGAGAAGGCAGACAGCUCCAAUGUCCUGCCCAGCCCUCUGUCCAUCAGCACCAAGAACCGAAUGACCUUCCUGUUUGCCAACCUGAAAGAUCGAGACUUCUUGGUGCAGAGAAUCUCAGACUUCCUGCAGCAGACCUCCUCCAAGAUCUACUUUGAGAGGGAUAUCACGGGCAGCCUCAACAGCUCUGAUGACGAGGUGUACUCCCAGCAGGGCAGUCUGCUCUCCUGUAGUCCUCAGCGCAGCAGUCUCGGCUCCGAGGGCGAGAGCGAGCGCCAGUUCAACCUCAAUGACAACAGCGUUCCCACAGCAACGCAGGCCCUCAUGACCAUGUACCGCCGCCGCUCACCCGAGGAGUUCAACCCCAAACUGGCUAAGGAGUUUCUGAAGGAGCAAGCCUGGAAGAAUCACUUUGCAGAGUACGGGCAGGGCGUGUGUAUGUAUCGCACAGAGAAGACCAAAGAACUGGUGCUCAAAGGAAUUCCAGAGAACAUGAGAGGAGAGCUGUGGCUGCUGUUUUCUGGGGCGAUUAAUGAGAUGGCCACUCACCCGGGGUAUUAUGAGGAUUUGGUGGAGAAGUCUAUGGGGAAGUAUAAUUUGGCUACAGAGGAGAUAGAGCGGGAUCUUCACCGCUCACUUCCAGAGCAUCCAGCCUUUCAGAAUGAGAUGGGCAUCGCUGCCCUCAGGAGAGUUCUGACUGCAUACGCCUUCCGCAACCCCAACAUCGGCUAUUGCCAGGCAAUGAACAUCGUGACGUCAGUGUUGCUGCUCUAUGCUAAAGAGGAGGAGGCUUUCUGGCUGUUGGUGGCGCUGUGUGAAAGGAUGCUGCCAGACUACUAUAACACCAGAGUUGUUGGUGCAUUAGUUGAUCAGGGUGUGUUUGAAGAACUCGCCCGUGUCUACGUACCUCAGCUGUAUGACUGCAUGCAAGAGCUUGGUGUGAUCUCCACCAUCUCUCUCUCCUGGUUCCUCACACUCUUCCUGUCAGUCAUGCCUUUCGAAAGCGCUGUGGUGGUCGUGGACUGCUUCUUCUACGAGGGCAUCAAGCUCAUCUUCCAGCUGGCGCUGUCCGUCCUGGAUGCCAAUAUACACCAGCUGCUCAACUGCAAGGAUGACGGAGAGGCCAUGACAGUGCUGGGCAGGUAUCUGGACAGUGUGACCAAUAAGGACAGCACUCUGCCGCCAAUCCCACACCUCCACUCCCUCCUCACAGACGAUGGUGAGCCUCACCCUGAGGUGGACAUCUUCAAACUCGUCCGCAGCUCCUACGAGAAAUUUGGCUUCAUUCGAGCGGAUGUGAUUGAACAAAUGCGCUUCAAACAGAGGCUCAGGGUCAUCCAGACUAUCGAGGACACCACAAAACGCAACGUGGUUCGCACCAUUGUGACAGAGACAGCCUUUAGCAUUGAUGAGCUGGAAGAGCUGUACUCCCUCUUUAAGGCAGAACACCUGACCAGCUGUUACUGGGGUGGCACCAGUAACCCAAUGGACCGCCACGACCCUAGUCUGCCCUACCUGGAGCAGUACCGCAUGGACCUGGAGCAGUUUAAAGGGCUGUUCACUGUGCUGUUUCCUUGGGCCAGCGGCACACACACCGACAGCCUGGCCCUGCGCUUCUUCCGGCUGCUUGACCAGAAUGCAGACGCGCUCAUCAACUUCCGAGAGUUCAUCACAGGCCUGGGUGUUCUGUGCCACGGCGACCUGACGGAGAAACUGAAACUCCUCUAUAAGAUGCACUUACUGCCAGAGCUGCAUCACGAACAGGACGAGCCAGAUUCCGCUUUUGAGGCCACACAGUACUUCUUUGAGGACAUCACCCCUGAGACAUCCCACGGCCAUGACCACAAGGGCAAAAAUGAGAAAGAUGAUGGCUUUGUCAGAGUCACCUUCAAGAAUGAAAAAGUGAAGAAGAUGCACACGCCGGACUACCGUACUUACCUGCGGCUGUGGAACCAGGAGACCAAAUCCAAACCAGAGAACAUGAAGGAUCUCCCAAAACUCAACCAGGGUCAGUUCAUAGAGCUCUGUAAGACACUGUAUAACAUGUUCAGCGAGGACCCCAAUGAGCAGGAGCUCUACCACGCCACAGCCACCGUCACCAGCCUGCUGCUAGAAAUGGGUGAGGUGGGAAAGCUCUUCUGUAGUCCUUCCAGCAGGGAGGAUGAUGAUGACUAUGAUGAAGAGGAAGAAGACCGACCUGUGAUGCACAGGAGGAAGCAGCGGAGGGUUCAUGGAGACUCUUUCCAUUCCUCCACUGAAGAGACCCAUGCGAAGCUCUCCAUCACAGGGUCUGGCGGCGCAGCUGACAGUGAACUAAACUCCAGCUGCAUCACUGGGCCCAUGGAGGACAUAAAGCUGGAAGACUCAUCGCCCAAAGACAAUGGCACAUCCUCCGCCAUGCUGAUAUCGGAUGAUGAGACUAAAGAUGACACGUCCAUGUCCUCCUACUCUGUCCUGAGCGCCGGCUCUCAUGAGAUGGAUGAUAAGCUGCAGUGCGAAGACAUAGCAGAAGACACAGUGCUGGUGCGCAACAGUGGGCCCCUUGGUGGAGCUGGGCCUCACAGUGGAGCUGGGCCCCAUGGCGCAGGUGGCCUUCCACACAGUGCCAGCAUUGAUAAAGACUGGGCUAUCACCUUUGAGCAGUUCUUGGCCUCCGUGCUCACUGAACAAGCCCUGGUGCAGUACUUCGAGAAGCCCGUGGACAUUGCGGCUCGAAUCACCAACGGCAAAAAUGUGCGCAAAGUGGGCCAGGCGCAUGUUUCUGUCAGCGACUAUGAAAUCUCACUCUCGGGCUAAUAACGUGCUAUUUUCACGCGUCUAUUUUAAACCGUGUCUGUACUGCAAACUGAUCACGUCAAAGCAAAAGGGGCACAAACUACAUGUACAUGCACACGGUUCAUCUCUUUUCAACUACCUUUUCCUUGGCCAGUCCAGGCCUCACCUUGAAAGUCCGUAUAUUUCUCUAAGACACUGGAUAUUUUGGAAUGAAAAGAAAUGGCUCUUGCCUGUGUAUUUUCUCAAAUGUGAAUUCAUCCUGAAGAAUCUGGGCCAAAAGAAGGACUCUGAAUGGUUCUCACUUGUUUCAGACUGAAAUGGAUCAGAUCUUUUUACCCAUAGAAAGGCUGAAUGGACCUAUCCACAUAUUAUAUGCUAGAGUGCGCUUGGUGUACUUUAUAUGGAGUAAUGUUGACAACUAACAGUAAGUAAUACAGUUAGACUGUGUAUAGUAGUGUUGUGUCUACACUUAUACUGCCUAGUCAGGGAGUGACCAGUCCUUGUCUUUGAAACUUGAAAGGAGACAGUUUGUAACGUUGAAGUGGACUUGUAAGGAAUACUUUGCCCAAAAAUGCUUCAGUCGCUAGUAAUGAAUGCAAGCUGCUUGGGUUUGGUUAACGUUAUGCAAAUCCAAUUACUGUUAGCCAUGUUAGCGUUUCUGAGCUAAUCUAUUCCUCUUUACCAUAACAAUAUCACAAAUCUUGAAUGUAGGAUACAAUAGACAGGUGGAGACCUGGUCUUAAGGGAAACUGUGAGGGCACGAGUGGAGGAGGAGGACUGAAAUGACCAAAUUCCCUGACAUAUAGAGUUAGCAUGGCUGACCUGAUUCAAACAGUUCUUGUGGGAAAUCACUACGAUACAGGCUUAUGUACAGACGUCUCUGGCAGCCUCUCAGUCCACCGUCUACAGAUGCGUCUUCUUAUUUGACAAAUAGGGCACUAGGUAGGGAACAAAUGUUGGCUUAAGGCCUAUAUAGUGUAAUACUUGUGAAAUGGGAAGCCAUCUGGGAUUUUCUCUCUCUCUCUCUCUCUCUCUCUCUCUCUCUCUCUCUCUCUCUCUCUCUCUCUCUCUCUCUCUCUCUCUCU
Pygocentrus nattereri (red-bellied piranha) is the source of this 5334-nucleotide messenger RNA. It is a transcript of the gene tbc1d9, whose product is annotated as TBC1 domain family, member 9 (with GRAM domain). Gene Ontology annotation, molecular function: calcium ion binding. Lineage: Eukaryota; Metazoa; Chordata; Actinopteri; Characiformes; Serrasalmidae. The record is from RefSeq and is a predicted model, not a curated record. The transcript is spliced from 21 exons. Bases 416 to 4270 code for a protein of 1284 amino acids.